Molecule: messenger RNA, 1974 nt
Organism: Girardinichthys multiradiatus
Lineage: Eukaryota; Metazoa; Chordata; Actinopteri; Cyprinodontiformes; Goodeidae
Product: synaptosomal-associated protein 25-A-like
Exons: 8
Coding region: 175-789 (204 amino acids)
Biological process (GO): exocytosis; synaptic vesicle fusion to presynaptic active zone membrane; synaptic vesicle priming
Cellular component (GO): plasma membrane; synaptobrevin 2-SNAP-25-syntaxin-1a-complexin I complex
Molecular function (GO): SNAP receptor activity; syntaxin-1 binding; voltage-gated potassium channel activity
Source: RefSeq, a predicted model, not a curated record
GGGGGGUGGGGGAGGAGGAUGGUGCGUUUCCACCGAGGUUAGUCCUUUAAACCGAUCUUUGGAGCGGACAGACAUUUUCAUUCUGUUCACACUCACAGCAAAACAACAAGGAAAAGAAAAGAGGAAGAAAGUUAAGUGGUUUUUUCUUGACUGAAGUGAAGUUCAAGAGUCAUCAUGGCAGACGAAGUGGACAUGCGCAACGAGCUGGCCGACCUGCAGACACGUGCAGAGCAGAUCACUGAUGAGUCCCUGGACAGUACUCGCCGUAUGCUGUCUCUGGUCGAGGACAGUAAAGAUGCCGGCAUCAGGACUUUGGUCAUGUUGGAUGAGCAGGGAGAACAACUUGAUCGUGUGGAGGAGGGCAUGAACAAGGUGAACGCAGACCUGAAGGAGGCCGAGAAAGAUUUAAAAGAUAUAGGACAGUGCUGUGGUCUGAUAUGCCCAUGUGUUAAAAAGAUUAAGGGUGGGGGCCAGGCCUGGGGAGGGAACCAGGAUGGAGUGGUGAACAGCCAGCCAGGGGCUCGAGUGGUAGACGAACGUGAACAGAUGGCCAUCAGUGGGGGCUUCAUCCGCAGGGUAACAGAUGACGCUCGGGAGAAUGAGAUGGAGGAGAACCUGGAACAGGUGGGCGGGAUCAUUGGCAACCUGCGUCACAUGGCCUUAGACAUGGGCCAGGAGAUCGACACCCAGAACCGCCAGAUCGAAAGGAUCAUGGAGAAGGCUGAUUCCAACAAGACCAGGAUUGAUGAGGCCAACCAGCGUGCUACAAAGAUGCUGGGCAGUGGCUAAAUGGCACCUUAAAGUGCUCUCAUCCCUGUUAAACACCAGUGACACCAACCAAACCCCAGCCCUGCCCCCAACAUCAAAUGCCGACAGCAGGGGCUGCAAAGUCAUGCUUUUGUUGUGAUACUGGUAGAAGUUUGCACACAUGCACAUAUCAUACAUUGCUUCACUCCCCUGCUCUCUGCCCUACUCCUACCUAACACUCCAUCCAGUCCCCAACUAUGCUGUCCGUGAUGUCACACUUUGGAUUUUGCUAAUAAAUAGUUCAUUUAAGCAUCAUCCACCCAAACCUUCUCCAUGCUGUACAUAUCUUUAAUGGCUUCAGUGACUUAGAUCACUCAUCAUCCUCUCUUCAUUAUUUUUCUUUUUUUUAAGUCUUUGUAUUAAAAUAAACUGUAUGUAAACCUUAUGUCUAUAUUAUCCUUUCCCCAUCUCAAUAUUCUGGUAUUGUCUGCCUAAGACGCACUGUGUAUUAAUCCGAUAGGAGGUAUUAAUCUACAUGCUAAGGCUGAACAAACACUGAACGCUGUAUAAAUGUGAACCUGUUUAAAUCUUACUAGUUACAUAGUAGAAAUGAAUAUUGCCUGAAAUGUUUUCUGGUCAGGACCUGUAUACCAGUGAAUUACCAACCUUAUUAUUGAAAGUGUUUUAACAAUGCCACAGAUUUUACACCGCAAACAUUUUACUCACAGAGCUAAAACAAGGUUUGAAUUAUAUAUUACUGCAUCAGAAUCUAUCAAAUAUUCAUAUUUGUAUUAUAAGGCUCAGUUUAUAUAAUAAAAGUAAAAGUUGCACUUGUUUUUGGUUUACACAGCAUUGUCGGGGAGCAAAUAUUAAUUAGGCUGUAACAGAGGUCCAUGGCAGAGAGUCCAAGUAUUGAGCAGAUUUUGUGAAGGGUCAACGAGCUCUUCACAUAAACUGACAACCUAUUCCUCAACCAAAGCAAUAGACAUUUUGGGGGGUUAUGGGUGUCCUUUAGUUUGUCAAAGUAUGGAAUAAUUCAUUUAACCAGGCAAACAUAUUCCAAUUUGGCGACAGCAUGCUACAUCAUGUAGCAUACACAGAGAAGGAGAUUAGAUCUGGUUGCAAUAGUGCCACUCUGUUUUGUGUCUCCUUACCUUUCCAGAAUGUGAUCAUCACUGUAAAAUAAUAUGUACCUUGUUAUAUGCCAAUAAAACCAUCUAAACUCUA